This is a messenger RNA of Heterostelium album PN500, 411 nucleotides long. RefSeq lists its product as uncharacterized. NCBI's taxonomy places the organism in Eukaryota, Evosea, Eumycetozoa, Acytosteliales, Acytosteliaceae. The record is from RefSeq and is a predicted model, not a curated record. Bases 1 to 411 code for a protein of 136 amino acids. The transcript is spliced from 9 exons.
AUGUCAAGACUAGUGUAUGUAUCUCUUUAUGUUUACAUUAAUGGUAAUAUAGUGUGUGCUGAUAGAAAUGAGAUACAUGCAGCAGCAACAACAAACUAUGGCUCUCUAUUAUUUAAUAGAACCACAGAGUAUAAUAGUACGAAAUACAAUCUCCAAAUGUUGAUGUGGUUUGUAAAAGUUAACUUUUAUGUAACAUUUGUUGAACCUAUUAUUACACUUUGUUGUGUUGUUGUUGCUAUCAGUCUAUAUGCAGUGUGGUGUGUGUUUUUAUUUUUACUCGUUGUUCUAUGUAAUAGUAAUAAUAACAGUAUUGUUGUUAUGAAUGUUAGACAAAUUACAAAUAUUUAUAGUAAAAUAAAUAAAUUAUUGAUCGGUAUUUAUUUACCAAUUAUAGCGUUAUUACAAACAUAA